This is a messenger RNA of Oxyura jamaicensis (ruddy duck), 1046 nucleotides long. Its product is annotated as LIM/homeobox protein LMX-1.2-like. Gene Ontology annotation, biological process: neuron differentiation; regulation of transcription by RNA polymerase II. NCBI's taxonomy places the organism in Eukaryota, Metazoa, Chordata, Aves, Anseriformes, Anatidae. The coding region runs from base 124 to 453 and encodes 109 amino acids. Gene Ontology annotation, molecular function: RNA polymerase II transcription regulatory region sequence-specific DNA binding; DNA-binding transcription factor activity, RNA polymerase II-specific. Gene Ontology annotation, cellular component: nucleus. The record is from RefSeq and is a predicted model, not a curated record. The transcript is spliced from 2 exons.
CCCUCCUCCCAGCAACAGAGUGUCCCAGAGCUCGGCCAGACGCGGGGCUGAGCCGGCCCCGCCGCCCGGCAGCCCGUCUCCCCCUGCCGCCCCGGAGCGCUGGGCAGCGCCGCCGCCUGCCCCAUGGAUAUUGCAACAGGUCCCGAGUCCUUGGAAAGGUGCUUUACGCGGGGCCAGUCGGACUGCUCAAAGAUGCUGGACGGUAUUAAAAUGGAAGAUCACCCUCUGCGCUCGGGUCCGGCCACGUUAGGAGUGUUACUGGGGUCGGACUGCCAGCACCAGGCCGUGUGCGAAGGCUGCCAGAGGCCCAUCUCGGAUCGGUUUCUGAUGAGGGUGAACGAGUCCUCCUGGCACGAAGAGUGUUUGCAGUGCGCGGUGUGUCAGCAAGCCCUCACCACCAGCUGCUACUUCCGGGACCGAAAGCUCUACUGCAAACAGGACUACCAACAGUAAGAACACUCCGUGCGUCCCGCCGGCCUGGCUCGGCUCAGCCCGGCCUGGCGCGGCUUGGCAGGGCCCGGCUCGGCCCCGCGGUGCCCGCCGGCAGCGAGCAAAGCCCUGGCAGCGUGGCCAGGCCCGCCUCGGAGGCACGCUGCGAGACUCGGAGCGUGUUUCUGAGCGGGCCGCCGUUGGCAGCUUCCCACCGCGAUCUUGCGAACGCCCAGCGCCCCUCAGGGACGGUGGGCAGCGCCCGUGCCGCGGGCCCGGGGCUGCUGUGCGUGGCGGCCCCGGCUAGCGGGGACCCCGGCGCCGAGGCGGAGCGGCCGCCUGGAAAUUAACGUUGCAGCGAACGGCGCUGAACGAGCGUUGAGCCAAAAUGUCCUUCCGAAGGGGGAGCUGCCCGCCGCGGGCUCCACAGGGCUUGGACCCGUUGCGGUUCGGGGUCCUGCGGUGCCGUCGGAGGGGGGCGGCGGCGGCUCGGCGCGGCCCGGUCCGGCCCGGCCCGGCCCGCCGCAGCUGUCGCCACCUGGGCUGCGGAGGCACCGCAGGGCCAGUCCGCCCGGGGUCGAGCCCCGUCCCUCCGGCGCCCCGGAGCUGCGCGGGGA